Messenger RNA from Carassius carassius (crucian carp), 915 nucleotides. RefSeq lists its product as uncharacterized. Bases 40 to 915 code for a protein of 291 amino acids. The record is from RefSeq and is a predicted model, not a curated record. NCBI's taxonomy places the organism in Eukaryota, Metazoa, Chordata, Actinopteri, Cypriniformes, Cyprinidae. The transcript is spliced from 5 exons.
UUCAGCCUUCCAUGUUCCAGAAGUCCAUCCUCUGUGCAUAUGAUGGUGGCGUUUCCGUGUUUUCCAUCUCGGACAGAUCAUUUUUAUACACUUUUAUUGGGAAACAAGGUGCUGAGCAGUACUGCAGUGUGUGAAGACAUGUGUGAGUGUGUGAUGAAGUUCAGAGCACCACAAGUUUCUGAGGAGCUGGGAUUCAGUCUGCAAUCAUACAAUGAUACAGAACUGCUAGAUGCCAAGACUUUCCACCUUGCUCCUCUCGUGGCAUCCUCUGUGAGCAUUAAUGUCUCAUCCACGACUGUCGUAUUCAACUGGCCUACAUUAGAUGAUGGAGAUGUCUUGGAUGUGUGUUUGGAUGAGCAGUGUUGGGUUGCGUCCCAUUUUCAGCCAUUCCACCAGGUGACGGGGUUACAGCCUGGGCAUCAUUACAAUAUCAGUGUGGCAAAGAAAACAUUCAUCCCUCAUCUCCAAAUUAAUGUUACACAAAGCCUACAGCUGGCCAUAAAGACAGGUCAGUGUCCCGUUGGCUGGCUUGCUGUGGGAUGGAGCUGUUAUAAGGUGAACCCAAGUUUCAUGUCAUGGUCCGGAGCGAAGCAAGCAUGUGAAAGAUCAACCCCAGGGUCACAUCUGGCCAACAUAAAGACAUAUGCAGAGUUUUUAUCCAUCAUAUCUUCCUUAGAGUCCUAUAACCAUCUUUUGCUGUUGUGGACAGCUUUAAAUGACCAUGAGACAGAAGGUGAUUUCCGCUGGUCUGAUGGCUCUACCUACAACUUAAAUAUUGAAAUGACAUCAGCACUUGCACCCAAUCAAACGGGCUGUGUUGCGAUGCAGAAGAAUGCAACCGGAGCCGGAUACUUCUUCACUUCUUUCCUGUGUUACCUGCAGCUCCCCUAUAUUUGUCAAGACGAGUGUGAGUGA